Molecule: messenger RNA, 3102 nt
Organism: Papaver somniferum (opium poppy)
Lineage: Eukaryota; Viridiplantae; Streptophyta; Magnoliopsida; Ranunculales; Papaveraceae
Exons: 3
Coding region: 328-2694 (788 amino acids)
Source: RefSeq, a predicted model, not a curated record
GUUUUGGCACUUCUCUUUAUUGACCUAGAAUGAAAAUAAGGGCUCCUUAGAGUGAUUAGAUGCUUAAGCUUAACUAGAUCCAAAGAAAAUAGUAAUGGGGGGUCUUAUUGUUCUUUCAAUAAAUUUUUCUUCUUUGUGAGAUCUGAACAGAUAACAGGACCACUGCCCUAAUAAGUUUCCACUUCUUUAGUUCAAGAUCUGUUCUAUCAAUCUUUUUCCAGGUUUUCUUAGUUAUAUGAGUCUUUCCGAGUAGUUUAAUGUUGAUUGUUCCUUUGAUGUUUUACGUUUUUUAAGAAGCGCAAUGUUACAAGUGUUGCACAUGAAUCAAUGGGCUUAGACACAGAACUAGACUUUGAAAAGUAUUGCAAAGUAGUCGAGGUCCCAAAACAUGGUGGUCCUUCACGCCGCCGUAAAGGGAGAAAUGUAGAUAACAGGGAUGAGAGAGGAAAACCCACUGCGAGAAGCUCCCUCUCGCGACUGGGUGGAAACUUAUCGGAUAUCAGCUUUAAUAAAUCCUUGAGUUCUUCCUGCAAGGUCAAGUCCUCUGGGGCUUCUAUGUUAUCAGGUAAUGAAGCAUCUAAGAGGGGUUCGGUAUAUCAAAGCUCAACAGAAGUACGGAGAUUGAAAAAUAUGGGAUCUGUUCAAGUAAGAGAGAAGAUAGAACUGUCAUGUAGAAAUGAUACCACAUCAUCUUUUAAGAUCAUCGAAUCUUUGACUCACCCAAAUGAGGAGGCCAAAUCACCCGUGGAGGAGAAAUCAUCUCCAGUUUCUUGCUACAAUCGGGAUUCAAAUCCAAAUUCCAUGACAGUUACUAAGCCAAACAAUAUCAGCAGUCUUCAGCCUGGCCUACUUUGUGUUUCGGCUGGAGAUGUCUCAUCAGAUGGCUUUUGUGAAACCCUUAUGGACUCGGACGACAGAAAACAUAUCUCGGGAGCUGAGAGUGCAAUAAGAGGCUCAACAGACAGAAAGAGCUUCAAAUGCGGGCGGACAGCGGAUCCUCUUAAAGAUGGUAAAAGUUCAUUGGAAAAUAAUACGGUAUUCAGUUUGCACAAAUCAUCGUCUGAAAAAUUAGGAAUGCCUUACUAUUCUUCUACUAAUAGACUUGAAAGUGAUCGGUGCUCUAAAGCUGACCCUAAAGCUCGUUUCAGCCAUUUUAGACGGAUGUUAGAUCCUUUCAUGAAAUCUAAAUCGUUGAGAAGUCCAUCAGUAUAUGUACCACACGCAAGUGAAGAAGUAUCCACCAUUAAGAGGAGUAAGACAAUUUGCAAAUCUUUAUUGAGUGACUUCUCAAACACAGCUCAUGAGUUAGAAACUAGUUCCUUGUUCGUCGACCAUUGUAUGGGCACAGCUUAUUCUUCACCUGCACACCUUCAUGGCCAGCUUAAGUUGGAACAUAAACACGGGAUCCCAUUUUUUGAGUUCUCGUUGAAGGAUCCUGAAGAAGAUGUCCUAGCAGCCAAGCCACGGAGGGCGGACAGUACUUCCAAUUGGGUUUAUACAUUUCAUUCUGUAAACAAUUGUAAAAGGAAGAGCAGUAAUAGAAGUCCAUGGGGUGCGAAGGAGAGGCAGAAAGAUGACUCAGUGGUUGGGCAGAUGCAAGCCUCCAGUUAUUUGUGUUCAGAUCUCAGAGAAAAUGGAGAUUUGGAUAAUUCGAUGAUGUCAGAAUUUGUGUUGUAUGAUAUAGCACAUGCAAGGAAAAUCUCUCGAUGCUGUUCUUCCACUGACAGCAGUAAACCACCAGCAGAAGUGGCCAAGGGUAGUGGCACUACUUGUAAGACGCGGAGCAUGGUUGUGGACAACCAUCCUGAUAUGUCGGAGGAGGUACUGGCACCUCACGAGGAUCCAUUGAAUCACAGACAUGAAAUUAGACACUCAUCUGGCAGUGUCAGUGAUUCUGGUAACCCACUGACUUACCCUUGGGCACUUGGUGAUUUGCUUCCAAACCUUGAAAUUGCAGGAAUUGUAAUACAAGUUCCAUUUGAAAAGAGAGAGAGCUUGAAGGGGGGCAAACAAGAUGAUAUUGCUUGUGUGGGUUAUAGCCGAAACUCGUUGGUUUUCCCAGGAGUAAAUAACAGAAGUAACGAGAGCUUAGCUCCGAGUACAAGAAGAAGAAGCUUGGCAAAUGUGACGGUGGUAACACCAUCUGGGACUCACGGUUUACCUUCUAGUGAAAAAGGCGGGGCUGGCCCGUCACCGUUGCUAGACCGAUGGAGAUCAAGUGGAGGUUGUGAUUGUGGCGGUUGGGACAUGGCAUGUCCACUUCUUGUUUUAGACAGCGCGAGAGUUCAAAACAUUGCAGGUGGUAGUGGUCUUCGAUUGAUGGACGAUAAAUGGCCUUUAGAGCUUUUUGUUCAGAAAUCUAAAGAGAAAAUUCCAGCAUUGACAAUAAAAGCUAUUAAUGAUGGGCAGUAUGCUGUUGAUUUUCAUGCCCAGUUGUCCAAGUUGCAAGCUUUCUCUAUUUGUGUUGCCAUCUUGCAUAGUUCUGAUGUGUCUACUACUGAAGUAUUUGGAUAUGAGAAGGAUGCGAAACAAAGGUUGCAUUGCAAUUCGCUGAAGGUGUUACUUGAGGAGGAAGUGAGGUUCCUAAUUGAAGCAGUUGCAGAAGGGGGGAAAAGGAAAAUAACAAAGACAAAGGAAGAACAUCCUCCGUCUUUCUUACUCAAUCCACCCUUUUCUCCGAUCGGUAGAGUAUAAAAAGAUAAAACCGUCACAGCUAUAACAUUGAUUUGCUAAUUGGACUACAGAAGAGAAAACAGCAAAUGUAGAUUGAGUUAAGAUCAGUAGUUAGACUACUUGUUACUCCAACCUCCCACCUUGAGAUUUCUGAACGGUCGGCUAGAUGCAGUCAAAACCAAUUGUGCAGUAAUUAAUAAAGAUUAAAGAUCGUAGCACUGGUACUGCCUGCAUGAGUAUCAUUCUUCGGCUAAAAUUCUUUGUAAUACCCUUUCUUUCCAUCAUGAUUUUGUCAGCAACCUUGUCCAUAUUUUCUUUUAAAUACACCCACGGGUAAUUAUGAUCUUGUACUGUUGUAAGAACCUGAGUGUACCAUUUUUUUGCGGAUUGUAUCAUUGAAAUUAAGCAGAAAUACAGGAUUAUUAAUUA